Xiphophorus couchianus (Monterrey platyfish) is the source of this 1880-nucleotide messenger RNA. It is a transcript of the gene gja9b, whose product is annotated as gap junction protein alpha 9b. Gene Ontology annotation, molecular function: gap junction channel activity. Gene Ontology annotation, cellular component: connexin complex. The transcript has a single exon. Bases 14 to 1522 code for a protein of 502 amino acids. Gene Ontology annotation, biological process: cell-cell signaling. The record is from RefSeq and is a predicted model, not a curated record. NCBI's taxonomy places the organism in Eukaryota, Metazoa, Chordata, Actinopteri, Cyprinodontiformes, Poeciliidae.
CUAAUGUAAAAAAAUGGGAGACUGGAACUUCCUUGGUGGGAUCUUGGAGGAGGUCCAUAUCCACUCCACCAUGGUAGGCAAGAUCUGGCUUACUAUCCUGUUCAUCUUCCGGAUGCUGGUGCUGGGUGUGGCUGCUGAGGAUGUGUGGAACGACGAACAGUCGGACUUCAUCUGCAACACGGAGCAGCCUGGCUGCCGUAACGUCUGCUACGACCAGGCAUUCCCCAUCUCCCUGAUCCGGUACUGGGUGCUCCAGGUGAUCUUUGUGUCCUCGCCCUCCCUGGUGUACAUGGGCCAUGCCAUUUACCAGCUGCGCGCUCUGGAGAAGGAGCGACACUGCAAGAAGGUGGCGCUGCGCCGGGAGCUGGAAGCUGUGGAUGCAGAAAUGGUGGAGGUGAAGAGGAGGAUUGAGAAGGAGAUGAGGCAGUUGGAGCAGGGGAAGCUGAACAAAGCCCCCCUGAGGGGUUCGCUGCUGUGCACCUACGUAGCUCACAUUGUCACUCGCUCAGUGGUGGAGGUCAGCUUCAUGACAGGUCAGUACAUCCUCUACGGACACCGCCUGAACACGCUCUAUAAGUGUGAGAGGGAGCCGUGCCCCAAUGUGGUGGACUGCUUCGUCUCCAGACCCACGGAGAAAACCGUCUUCAUGAUGUUCAUGCAAGCCAUUGCCUGCAUCUCCCUGUUCCUCAGCCUACUGGAGAUCAUGCAUCUGGGCUUCAAGAAAAUCAAGAAGGGCAUCUUGAACUACUAUCCUCACCUCAAGGACGACCUGGAUGACUACUACGUUAGCAAGUCCAAAAAGAACUCUGUUGUGCAUCAGGUGUGUGUUGGAACUUCAGUGGGUCGCAAGAGUACGAUUCCCACUGCUCCCAGUGGAUACACGUUACUGCUGGAGAAGCAGGGCAAUGGACCCAACUACCCCCUCCUCAGUGCUUCCUCUGCCUUCGUCCCAAUUCAAGGGGAUCCCGGUGCAAAGCCGGAGGGCCACAAGGACAUCAAGGAGGGAGUGCCAAGCCCCACGGAGCAGAACAGCAACUCCAACAACACCAGCAGUGAGACACGCUCGCCUCCUAUGGACAAACAUGACGAACCAGAGGAUCUCUCCUCACCCCACCAAGAUGACCUGGAGUGUGGGAGAUCAGAGUACCCCACUCUGCCUGUGGCAGACACCUCCUCCUCCACCAUGUUGUCGGGCAUAGCAAGGAAGACACGGCGGCUCAGUCCACCGUGGAACUGCUCGACUGUGGUUGAGGGGAACUGUUCAGACAGUGGAGACUCCUAUCAUGGAAACAGCAGCAUGAAGCUCCGCAGCAGCUGCGCCGGCCCCAGAGCAAGGAUCGUCUCCAAGUCGGACACGAAGAGGCCGAGCAGGUCCCAGAGCCCAGACUCUGUGGGGGAACUGAGCUCAGUGUCUCGACACAGCCGGGAGAGUAACAGUCCUGUCACUUCUUCACCGAACCGAAGGGUGUCAGCGGCGAGCAGCGGGAGCAGCAGACGAGCCCCAACUGACUUACAAAUUUAAUUUAAAUGUGCUAAAAGUCCUGAUCCAAUCCUUUAUUUAUAUUUUUCUUCCAGUCAGAAGUCUCUAAAAUCUUUAAAGUGGUCUUGUUUAAUUGUUUGCCAGGAUUGUGUUUUUGACUUUGUCUGCUUGUUCUGUCAGUUUCAGAGGAAUGUCUUUUUGUUUGUUGAGGUUACUUCUCUCUGAAUCAUUCAACCCAUCAGCUGGGAUAUGGAGUUACCUAGAUUUCUAAAUGCAACAGCAGUCUAGAUCAACAGUUCUUCAAGAUUUCUGAAGGUCUUCUAGAGUUUUUCUGUGGAGGUUGGUUUGAUUUCUGACUACCACCAGAGGAAUAUUUUUAAAGCCUGAAAUUCUGACCCAA